CGAAGCUUAUUUGACAGGCGUUCCCAGCUACCCGAGUAGCUGUAACUGGCAGCCAAACUGUAGACAUGUGUGGAAUCUUCGCCUAUCUCAACUACCAUGUGCCAAGGAAUCGCCGUGAGAUCCUUGAGAUACUCCUCAAAGGUCUGCGCCGUUUGGAGUACAGAGGCUACGACUCAGCUGGUGUGGGAAUUGACGGUGGCAAUGGCAAGGACUGGGAGCAAAAUGCCAAAAGCAUCCAGCUGAUCAAGCAACGUGGAAAAGUGAAGGCUCUUGAUGAGGAGAUCAACAAGCAGCAGGAUAUUGACCUAGAUGUGGAGUUUGAUGUUCACCUCGGCAUUGCUCACACCCGCUGGGCCACCCAUGGUGUGCCAAGCCCUGUCAACAGCCAUCCACAUAGAUCUGACAAGAGUAAUGAGUUCAUUGUCAUCCACAAUGGAAUUAUCACCAACUACAAAGACCUGAGGAAAUUCCUGGAGAGCAAAGGCUACGAGUUUGAGUCAGAGACUGACACAGAGUCUAUUGCCAAGCUGGUGAAGUACAUGUUUGACAACCGGGAGAGUGAUGACAUCAGUUUCGCUACACUUGUGGAGCGGGUGACCCAGCAGCUGGAGGGAGCUUUUGCCCUUGUCUUCAAGAGUGUCCACUACCCCGGAGAGGCUGUCGUCACAAGGAGGGGGAGUCCCCUGCUGAUUGGAGUUAGGAGUGAUCACAAGCUGUCUACUGAUCAUAUUCCUGUGCUCUACCGUUCCUCUAAAGACAAGAAGGGCUGUACUGCCCUGCCCAGGACGGACCAGGACACCUGCCUGUUCCCUGUGGAUGAGAAAGCUGUGGAGUACUACUUUGCCUCUGAUGCAAGCGCAGUGAUUGAGCACACAAACCGUGUGAUCUUCCUGGAGGAUGACGACGUGGCUGCCGUGAGUGACGGCCGGCUGUCCAUCCACAGGAUGAAACGCAAGACCGGGGACUAUCCAGCCCGUGCCAUCCAGACCCUGCAGAUGGAGCUGCAGCAGAUUAUGAAGGGCAACUACAGCUCCUUCAUGCAAAAGGAGAUCUUUGAGCAGCCAGAGUCUGUGGUCAACACCAUGAGGGGGAGAAUCAACUUUGACAACAACACAGUGACACUGGGUGGACUGAAGGACCACAUCAAAGAGAUCCAGAGGUGUCGGCGACUUAUCCUUAUUGCCUGCGGCACCAGCUACCAUGCCGGGGUAGCGACCCGCCAGGUCCUGGAGGAGCUUACCGAGCUGCCUGUCAUGGUGGAGCUGGCCAGUGACUUCCUGGAUAGGAACACUCCCGUCUUCCGAGACGAUGUCUGCUUCUUCAUCAGCCAGUCAGGAGAGACUGCUGACAGCCUUAUGGCCCUGCGCUACUGUAAGGAGAGAGGAGCUCUGACUGUGGGUGUCACCAACACAGUGGGCAGCUCCAUCUCAAGGGAGACCGACUGUGGAGUCCACAUCAACGCCGGGCCUGAGAUUGGAGUAGCCAGCACCAAGGCCUACACCAGCCAGUUUGUGGCCCUGAUCAUGUUUGCACUGUUGAUGUGUGAUGACAGAAUUUCCAUGCAGCCCAGACGCCGAGAGAUAAUCCAGGGUCUGCGAGUGCUUCCAGAUCUGAUUAAGGAGGUCCUCAGUUUGGAUGAUGAGAUCCAGAAGUUGGCAACAGAGCUGUACCAGCAGAAGAGUGUACUGAUCAUGGGCAGAGGCUACCACUAUGCUACCUGCCUGGAAGGAGCACUGAAAAUCAAGGAAAUCACGUACAUGCAUUCAGAGGGCAUUCUUGCCGGAGAGCUGAAACACGGUCCCCUGGCCCUGGUGGAUAAACUCAUGCCGGUCAUCAUGAUCAUCAUGAGAGACCAUACCUACGUCAAAUGUCAGAACGCCUUGCAGCAAAUUGUUGCCCGCCAGGGCCGCCCCAUCGUGAUCUGUGACAAAGACGAUUACGAGACCGUCAAGAACUGCAGCCGCACCAUCAAAGUGCCUCACUGUGUGGACUGCCUGCAGGGCAUCCUGAGCGUCAUCCCGCUGCAGCUGCUGUCCUUCCACCUGGCGGUCCUCCGAGGUUACGACGUGGACUGUCCAAGAAACCUGGCCAAGUCUGUGACCGUCGAGUGAACCGCACCGUGCAUCACAUAACAACAAAGCCCGGCAGACGCACAUUCAAACGCGUACAGACGGUGAGGGAGCGUCUGUAUGCAGAAACCAAGAGAAGACAAUGUCCCGUUUAUGUGUCUCGUGUCUCGGCCCUUUUUAAUGCAAACUUUUACGCGACAGUUGUGUAUCUCACUGUUGCAUAUUAUCUGUAUUUCACUGUCUCUUUUCUCAGAAACUUUUUGGCAUCAUUGUCGUAUUAAUGUUAGAGAAGUUGUCACAUACGUGGUGGUGAGGUCUGGGCUGGCACCGACAUAUCUUCCAUUUCUUUGGGUUUGUGAAGCCGUAGCAACUGACACUGACCGUUUUGGGUUAUUUUUUACAUCCAUGCUGAAUAUUUGUAAGCAAGCCCUCCAUGUUUGUGCUGAUUAGUCUCACUGGGAGCAUCUUGGAGCUGCUGUUAAAGCGACUGACAGAGGUUGGGUUUUAAAGACCUCGCUGGCUCUUUUUUUUUUUUUUCUUUAGUGCAAUGAUUUAUAGUUUAGUUUGGAUAUUUUUCUUUGGCAGCUAAUCAUUUGAAGUGUCUUUACUCCACAGUUGAAGUAAACGACCAUCUUAAAUCAUUCCAAGCCACAGGUCAUCGCUUCUUCAUAAUUGCAGCGCAGUUUGCCAGUUUUGACUCAGUUUUCUCUCUUGGACUUUCUUCUGAAGGACACACAACUUAUUGCAGGAGCAACAUCACAUUAGAUCACAGAAACUUUUGUGAAUACACUGCUGUGUAAAAUCUUGGAAAAGUUACAAAAACUCGUUGUUGUGCAUAUACACAGUGUUUCGGACUUUAAACUCUGGUCUUGGUGGGCUUGGAUAACGAGAAUGAGCCUCGUUUACUGAGCCACUUACACCAGUGUUACAUUUUGUUUAGUUGCAAAACACUAUUUCUGCUUUUACCGUUCUCUUUACAUUAUACAUUAAACUCUAAAGCUAUGUGUACAGUUUAGUGUUUGACUCUUUUGUUAAUCUCUGUUGCCUCUCUGCUCAAAAGAGAGACCUUAUCGCUGAUUUAAGGUCUCCAGUUUACAUUUACGAUAUAAACUGAAGUUAUUCAAGUGAGAUGAAGUUAUGUAACUGAAGCAGAAGUUGCGCCCAGUUGCCAGCCCACAGCUCGCCACCACGACCACUGCAAUAUUGGGACCAUUUGUAGCUCUUCUUUCUAUCUUUUGUUAUAUUUAAUUUUUUUUUAAGGAAUUUUAUAUUAUCGAAGUUACGCUUUGAUUUGAAAUGUGAACUGUCAUUUGAAAUGUCCUGUCAAACCAAAAAUCUCUACAGUGGCUUUGGCAGUUGUAAACCAAAACAUAUAUAUUUUAUAUGUUAAUCCUAAACUGUAGCCAAACAUGUACUGAUGCUGGUAGAUUGUGCGGUUUGAAGAUGCUUCAAGGCCUAAAGGGGGCAUAUACACAGUUUUAUGGCAGUGUGUCAUAUUGUAGAUGUCUAUUUAGAUAGAAAGUCAGAUGCCAGCUGUGUGUGUGUAUGUGUGUGAUCCCAAAUGUCUUUGUUUCAAAUGCCAAGGAAAGAUUGAUGUACACACGUGGUUGCGUAGUGAAGGAAUAGGAGCUGCUCAUUUUCUUUUUUUCUUUUUUUUUUAAGUCCAUCACAUUGAGUUUAAUAUUUAUCUUGCUUUUGCAAUCAAGCCUUAACUUUUGCAUUUCUUUCCCCUCCCUGAUCAUUAAGCUUUUCCUGAGCCAGUGAAAAGGGUUUGAAAACUGGACAAUGUUGUUACAGGUACUUUUUGUAACCCACAUACUGUACAUGCUGUAAGCAGAUUUUGAUUUCUUGACUGGAGGUAUCGACAAGGACGCUGCACUGAAUCCUAGCAACAUCUGUUGGAAGCUGUUGGUUUACUGAGGGAGUGGAGCACUAUGUAUUAGUGGAGCGAUGCAAUAAAGUGUCAAGUACUUCCCUUUU
This is a messenger RNA of Epinephelus lanceolatus (giant grouper), 4049 nucleotides long. It is a transcript of the gene gfpt1, whose product is annotated as glutamine--fructose-6-phosphate transaminase 1. Gene Ontology annotation, molecular function: carbohydrate derivative binding; L-glutamine:D-fructose-6-phosphate transaminase (isomerizing) activity. Lineage: Eukaryota; Metazoa; Chordata; Actinopteri; Perciformes; Serranidae. Gene Ontology annotation, biological process: UDP-N-acetylglucosamine metabolic process; fructose 6-phosphate metabolic process; protein N-linked glycosylation. The record is from RefSeq and is a predicted model, not a curated record.